ACGCCGCGAAACGCGAUCGUAACAGUUGGCACUUUUACAUUAUUCGAACCAGAUUCCAGAAACUGUGUCCGCUCGCCAAUACGUUAUUAAUCCAACGCCUGUUCACGGUUUUUGUCGAUUCCUCCAGACUUGCCGUAUUUUCUCAUCCGAAUUUCACGAUGAAAACUUCACACUGCAUUCUCAUCGCUCUGUCGCUGUGCGCGGUGGCUUCAUCCACGGCCGGUUGUAAGUAUGCCGUCGAGUCGUACACCACCACCGAUGCCAUGAUCGUUACCGAGGCCGCAUUCAUCGCACAAGUGAGCGCCGAGUGUGAAGACUCGCCGUCCAACUUAUAUGCUGAAGUGGAAGGCCGACUUUUAGUAGCGGCUAACGCUGGCCCGAACAAAUACCAAGUCAGUUGGUUAGAUGACUUCAAGAAGGCUCGUCGUGGCGAUUAUCAUGUAAAAUUUUACGAUGAGGCCGGUUAUGGACAACUUAGGAAACUACUUCGUGAUGGAGAAUCUAUCAGCAGUGUAACGCCUGUACACUCUGCAUACGUCCGUUACCCUGGUGCAUACAAAGGUGCUUGGGUCAAUUCUGAAUUCUUGGCCGCAAUUGUCAGCAUGGUGGUUUUGUAUUUUGCGUAUACGUUCAAGUCAAAAAUUGUCUCCUAAUCUUAAUAUUAUUUAAGAAUUAUAAAAUAUUUUGUUACAAAGUCUGCUCGGUUUUUAUGUGACUGUUAUUUUUUAAUUUUUUUUUUUUUUUUUAAUUCAUAGUUUAAAUGUUUUAAAUAAAAUAUUUGAAUUAAUGUAUUAAUUUAAUUCAAUACCAUAAGCUGCCCAAGUACCUACCUAACAUCUAUAAUGAUUAAACAUGUUAUUGAAUUGUAAGAUAACUUUUGUUUGUAAAAUUGGUACAUUUACAAUUUUUUUAAUAUAAUUUUUUCUUAUAA
Messenger RNA from Rhopalosiphum padi (bird cherry-oat aphid), 931 nucleotides. It is a transcript of the gene Tapdelta, whose product is annotated as translocon-associated protein subunit delta. The record is from RefSeq and is a predicted model, not a curated record. Gene Ontology annotation, cellular component: membrane; endomembrane system; endoplasmic reticulum. The transcript has 2 exons. NCBI's taxonomy places the organism in Eukaryota, Metazoa, Arthropoda, Insecta, Hemiptera, Aphididae. The coding region runs from base 159 to 653 and encodes 164 amino acids.